UUUGGUUUCGGCAGAUUGUGAAGUCCGUUGGUUGACAUCUCAACGACAUGUUGACGGUGGCGUCGGAUGACAACAAAAUGAAAUUCAGGAAAAUGCAAGCGCAUUGUGGGUUGAUUGACAUGGCGCUCUUCCUUCUGUGUACAAUUCACAGGCUCAGCGUCAGGCUCGCCUACAUUUUCUCCUACAAUCUGUUCCAGUUCUGCGGACACACGUGGAUACUCGCCAACACGGUCGUCCGCUUCAUCACCUUCGGACGAGAUGCCCUGGCGGACACGUUCCACUCGGUGGGUUUCGUCAUGAGCCUGUGCCAGCUGCUGUCCGUCUUGGAGAUUUUCCACAUCGCCGACCGGCUGGAGCGAGCCAGGCUGCUCCCGCGCCUCGUCCAAGUUUUCGAGAAGAACCUCCUGCUGAUCGUGCUGGUCCACUUGGACGAGGUUCAGAGCAAACCCGUCGUGUGCGUGCAGCUCUUCUUCUGGAACAUCUUGGACCUGCUCAGGUACCCCCACGAAGUGAUGCGCAUCAUGGACGCCCCCUCGGCUGCCGUGCUGUGGGCCCGUUACACUCUGUGGAUUCCCAUCUACCUCCUCUCCGCCGUCACUGAAGGGGUGACGAUCUGCCACGCGAUGCGCUACGCGGAGCAGGAGGCGCUCCGACGAGGGAGCUCGACAGCUUGGCCGCAUGGCCUCGGGAUGUCGCUGCCUCUCCUCGGCUUGGGAGCUUCGCUCACAGUGUGGCAGUCGCUCAAGGAGAGACGACAUCAGCUGGAGAGGUGGACCAAGACGACAAAGAGGAAAUGAUUGAAUGAUAACUCCCCCCCCCCCACCCCCCACAC
This is a messenger RNA of Hippocampus zosterae (dwarf seahorse), 832 nucleotides long. RefSeq names its product 3-hydroxyacyl-CoA dehydratase 4 (gene hacd4). Gene Ontology annotation, molecular function: 3-hydroxyacyl-CoA dehydratase activity. The transcript is spliced from 7 exons. Lineage: Eukaryota; Metazoa; Chordata; Actinopteri; Syngnathiformes; Syngnathidae. The coding region runs from base 48 to 797 and encodes 249 amino acids. Gene Ontology annotation, cellular component: endoplasmic reticulum membrane. Gene Ontology annotation, biological process: fatty acid elongation; very long-chain fatty acid biosynthetic process; sphingolipid biosynthetic process. The record is from RefSeq and is a predicted model, not a curated record.